Molecule: messenger RNA, 3904 nt
Organism: Amoebophrya sp. A25
Lineage: Eukaryota; Dinophyceae; Syndiniales; Amoebophryaceae
Source: the annotation of a GenBank genome assembly
GUUCGUCGGUAAUUGGUGUCUUCUCUGGUGCCUCCACCUGUGGCAGCCGAGUGCCUUCACCGCCACCCCAGCAUCAUCUCCGCGCGCAUCUGACGACGAAGAUCUUCGCAAAGCAUUGUUGAGAAGACCCACUCAAGACGAUAACGGUCCAAGCCACCAUCAAGUACUAGAUGUGGAUGAAGAUCAUGAUGGAGAUGAUGGAGGAAGUGCUAACGCUGUGAUCGUGCCUGACCAUCCAAGAGCUUCUCGAGGACGCAUUACCUUGCCUCUGCGGCAUAGAAUGGAUCUCAUGGCCUUUUAUUUACGUACCAUGCAAACCCUUCAUCCUUGGCACGCUGCUCUUCAGGCGACGAGAAAUGCCGCUGCCGCUACUGGAGGAGGGGGGUCGCCUUCUUCACGGAACACAACAUCUCCGAGUACUAAGUAUGCGGCGGAAAACGGUGCUGGAAAUCGAGCGCUUUUGGGAGAAAAAGUGCUUUCUGUUUCUUCCAGAUCACCUCCUCCGAAAAAAAAGGCAGACGACGCCAUAGUAAAGGACGAGAUAGACCUCGAAUCGGACGAACUGGAAAAAGUGCUUUCUGUUUCUUCCAGAUCACCUCCUCCGAGAAAAAGGGGAGACAUCAUCGUCCUAGAAUUCGACGAACUGCAACCGAAGCCAGAUAAUCGCCCUGACUCGGAUUUUGAGAAUUAUAGGGGGGAAAAUAUGUGGCUGAAUUUUAAAGGAGCAGAGGGUCUCUCUCCUAAGCAGGCCUUUGUGCGCGACACCUUUGGUAGAUCGGGGAACAGCGCCCGUCUUGCAAACCGGAACUCUGCCCCUUUUCAGGAUGUGGUUGGGCACGAGUGGUUAGUAUUUGAUGCUGACCAUUGGCAAUGGAUACCUUUCGCUACGCCUAAACGACCUAAGCCAACGGAAGCGCUACGCAAAAGCACCAAGGAUGGAGAUCGCGCAAUAUACGAAAAGCUGACGGACCGUAGGGCAUGUUUUUCGUGGUUCUCGUUGAAUCACGUGAGAAAGACCCACAAAGACGCGCUCGAGGAAGUGCCGAUAAUUCCGGGCGAAACAGUUGACCUCGAGGAGUGCACUGAGCUGGUGGAGGAGGUCACGGACAUCUUAUCAGGGGACUUUGUUUACAACAAAGUGGGACAUGUUCUGCGCGACAUGCGAAUGGUGCGAACACCAGAUGAACAACAACAAAUCCGAUGGAUCGGCACUCUUCUGCAGUCAUUAAGGAACCGGGAAAGGACGGAAACGCUGCCUCUUGUUUGUCCCAACGCCGACAUGAGGGAGAAGGCACUCUUUUGCGUUCCGCAUAACAGUUUAGUGAGCACCACAGAUGCAGAUAAAGGCUACAGACUCGAGGUCGUGAGUCCAUCUUUUUUCGACUCUGUCACACAGCAGGAGGAUUUCGAAGGCAGCAAGGUCGUCAACUUUGAGGCCAUGGAGACCACGUACAUGGAGAGCGGGUUCGCGCUACUUACUGGCACGGCCCGCGGGCAGCAUAUCGACAAGCGCAUGUCUGGAAGGACGUUACCUGUCCGUCGCAUCGUAAGCGCGAAGGAAGUAGUUGGCCUUGGCGAGAUUCCACAGGAAGAGCUCUUCGCAUGUGAUCUGUUUCCUACUGUGACGUGGCGGAUGAGUGCUCCAUAUACGCGAGACAGCUGCAUCAUGCGAACAGGUGUGCGCGUGCUGGAGUAUGGGCCCGUGGUUAUAGGAAACCUGGGCCCUGCGUUGAAGCUACCACAUUUCCAGGUCACGUACGCUAAACUGUUGAAUCCGGAAAAUUCGGAAUAUGCUUAUGUGCCUGUGCGGUUCGUCUUCGGACAAAAGAAACAGUCGAUCCCCCACAGUCCGCGGUUCCCCUGGUCCGCAUGGAGCGGGGCACCCUGGCACUUCUCCUGGGCCUGGGAGUUUUCGCUCGUGAUCCUCGAACGAUAUUCAAAGACGGGGGGCUGGAAAAAGCGAACGUGGUCUCGCGUCGGGGGAUGGCAGAAAAGCGAUGCGGAUGACGACAUUUGGCGUGUUAGAGUGGUCGGGGUAGCACCGUCUGUGAUAGACACACUCAUCGCACGGCUGGGCUCAGAGCUCGGCGUCGAUAUCUCCGCCUCCAGUUUCGUCCAGGUCCAGCAUGGCGAGCUGUUCGACUGGGGUAAUACGAAGCAGGUAGCUCUGUGCAGUGGCUGCAUCCUAAUGGCUGUCUAUCUUUAUGGAUGCCAUGGUUGGUCUAUCUUUAUGGAUCCAUUGGAUGGUUGGUUGUAGUAAUUCUUCGUUCUCUGCGUGAUGGCUGUUCGCAUAAAGUAUAUAGCAGUGUAGUACUUCUAGCGCUGAAUUUAGGAACUUCGGAAUGAGGAUACUUAGACUCGCGUGCUCGAUGGUAUUCGGGUGCCAACACUCAUACUGGUGCUUGAUUUAGAACACAUCUCCUUUCUCCGUUACGUGACCGCAAAGGAAUCUCCUCUAACCUUCGCUCUACAAGUGUGUGGCGUUUUGCCGGGAGAGGAAAUCGAAGAACAAGAGUUGCAGCGCUGCAGGACAAUUAGUAGGAGCAUCGUUUUACACAAAAGUGGCGACUUCUCCUUGUCCUCGCCGUAAAGAAAAGGCUGGCGCGCUGGGUCUAUCUCCGGAGGCUGGAAUGCGUAUGGCUACUAUAAAUAUAAUUGACACAUUCUUUUUUUUCUAAGCGCCACUGUUAUUCUAAUAAUCAGAAGGCACAUGAUGCUUCACCAUCCCCCUUAUACUUCUGUCUAGUAAAAGACACAUCCCUGAGUAAUAUCCUCGCGCUUCUAUUUAGUACGACGCGGCUUGAGAGACGAGAAGAUUAGCAUUAGCUGGUGAAGUGGGUUUUCUUCGCGUUUCGGGUUUCUUGUAUUCCUCUGGCACUGCAAAAAGAAGAUGAUGCGAUGGAAAGUGUUGGUGAGAUGUUUGGAAGUGAAGAAGAAGGUUGGCGUUGAUAAAGAUGAAAGAAGUGGUUUAUAAGGAAGAAAGAAGAAGAGAAAAGAAUAAGUUGGUCCUACGAUGAAGAAGGGGCCGCUCCUGGCUGGUGAUCAUGACUGAAGCAGAUUAGCUGGUGAAGUAGGUUUUCUUCGUGUUCGUCUCAUUCCUCUGCACUGAAUCAGGACUGUCAUGAAGGAGAAUCCCUCUAAUAUUCUGGGCGCUACGAGUACAGAGCUACAUGGCGUUGCAGACGAAGAGGAGAAGCGAUCUUUUUUCGGCCACUGUCCGUCUCGCGCAACCGCCCGCUGCGCAGAGCACAGCUCCCAUGUCCUUGUCGAAAUGCGAGCACAACUCCCAGAAGAAGCGGAAGAGCUUUUCUAAGAAAAUGAGCAACUUAGUCGUUGCUCGUUUAGUCGCUGAGUGUGUUAGUCGUAUUUUUACAUGAGACAGUGAAGUAGAUGUAGAUCCGUAUCUUCUUCAUUAUGAAAGUACGAGGAUCAGCAAUCUACGUCAAGAAACACAUCACACUGACUAGAUCUAGAAUCAAAUUAUGAUGAAAAAUGAAUAUAAAGCCGCCUGUCAUCUACUACGGGGACAAAUUCAUUAUUGGGAUAUAAAGAUGAGCUGCGCGUGGUACUACCUAAUCAUCAUGCAUGAUGAAGAAACUAUUCGACACUGACCUGUUCGAGCGCUCUUACGAACAGAAAUGUAUGCUUCUGGUAUUUGGUAACGUGAUUUUGAUCGUAUGGGAAAGCAAGAAGAGCAGCCCUGAGAUCGAAAUGAGGUUGGCGAUUACCGAAUUUGAGCAAGAAAUUUUUUCAUUCAAUUUUUCUUCAGAUUUUUAGGAAAUUUGAGUUUAGAAUAAACUUCAGUUUUGAAUUUUGAGCCUGAACAAGUAAACGAGAUACACUGACAGAUGAGCGCUUCGACGGAAACGCCUUGAGCAGGCCUCUAAUGUUUACAAAGACAGAG